AUGUCAGUGACGUUGCACACCACAGCAGGGGAUAUUAAGCUCGAAUUAUUCUGUCAAGAGUGUCCAAAGGCUUGUGAGAAUUUCCUUGCAUUGUGCGCUAGCGGCUACUACAAGGACAAUAUCUUUCACAGAAAUAUCAAGGAUUUUAUGGUCCAAACUGGUGAUCCAACAGGAACAGGAAAAGGCGGCAACAGUAUCUGGGGAGGACCGUUUGAGGACGAGCUCUCGGUAGAGCUCAGGCAGUUAUUGUUAUUCGACGCUAAACGAAGAAUUAGAAGGACAGCAGCCAAAAUCAAGCAGUCUCAAGAUUACUUCAACCAGUACAUAGAGGAAUAUUAUGAAGAGGAUGAUGAAGAGAUAAUUCCUCCAGUGAAACCCGAGAAAAUCAAAGAAGAGAUUCGCGUCGAGUUGACGACGUUGUUUUUCUCUUUUAAAAAAGAAAGCGUUUGCGGCGACAUUGUGUCAUCUCACUUCGGGCGAAGAUUGGACCCAGGAACGUGGAACGAUGUUCUACUGUUCUGGCUUUUCCAGGUCAUCUGCAGCCCUUUCAACGCGAGGCAUGGAAUAGCGGUGGCCGAGGUGUUACGUAAAGCUGGAAAGUUGACAGACGAACAGCCAAGGAAGUUAACCAUACGUCACAGUUUUGGUUGGUUCCAAAUCGAGUUGGGCAGAAUUCAGGUAAAGUGUCUUGCUUUGAGAACUGAUGCUGUCAAAGACACAUUCCUCGAUUGA
This is a messenger RNA of Ostertagia ostertagi, 732 nucleotides long. Lineage: Eukaryota; Metazoa; Nematoda; Chromadorea; Rhabditida; Trichostrongylidae. The record is from the annotation of a GenBank genome assembly.